CAAAAGUACACCCAAAGAAGGAGAAAAACUAUAGAGUGUCAGCUUCAGCGUGUACAAGACCAUGGGUGUCCCCAGGAAGAGGCAGGGGAACAAUCCAGGCCAGAAUACUGAAAGUAAUGAAGUCAUCGGUGGUGGUGGUGGUAGUGGUGCAAGAAGAGUGCCCUUCGGCGAGCGUUCAAGCCCAAUUCCGAGACGCAUAAGACCCGUACUAGUUCGACGGCGCAUAUUGAUCGCACUGGCACUUAUUUCCCUCAUUUACAUCGGUCUGAUCAGGGACGUUGAACUGUUACGAUUCGGGAACCAGGCCAUCGACAAUUUGGCACUUUCACUCUGUUUGCGUAAGCAGUUCGACGUGGUGAUUAUCGAUGCUGGCUCGACGGCUAGUCGGGUAUUAGUCUUCACAUUUCACAAGUCCAUAUUAAAUGGUAAACUCGUGCUGGACGACGAACUCUUUGUCGAGAAGAAGCCAGGGCUAAGCGCCUUUGCCAAGGAGCCCUACAAAGUGCGCCAAUCACUUGAAGAGCUGCUUGACCAUGCCAAAAAGCGUGUGCCCAAAAAUAGUUGGGCCCAUACGCCUUUGAUAUUGCGUGCGACUGCGGGUUUGCGCUUACUGCCAGGUCACGAAGCUCAAAACAUCUUGGCUGAGAGUCGACGUGUCGUGAAAGCUUCAGGCUUUCUUGUCGAGCCAGAUGCAGUUGAAAUCAUGCAUGGCACGGACGAAGGUUUAUUCUCAUGGUUCAGUGUCAAUUUCCUCGCCGAUCGCUUUUCAAGCUUAGGCAACAGUUUUGAGUACGCGUCAAAUACCGUAGCUGCACUUGAUCUCGGUGGUGGCUCAACACAGCUUACCUUUGCGCUAACACCUGCAGAGCUUGAGCACACCAGUACUCACAAAGAUCAGCUCAAGCAUGUCAAUGCCUUCGGUCGCAACCUAACUUUGUUUACCCAGAGUUUUCUUGGUCUGGGCCUCAUGGCCGCGCGUAAGGCGAUUUUCACACAUCAGGAUAACCAGGCACUUGUGGGCCAGCUGGAACAACAGCGAUCGAGCUCAAAAUCCAUUGAGCUGCGAGCCGAGUGCGUCAACCCCAUUAUAGUGAAAGCCCCGUGGAGCUAUGGGGGCCAGAACUAUCUGAUAAGUGGUCCAUUGAACGGUUCUAACAAGAUCAUCAAGGCUCAGAGCUUUGCGAGCGUCGAUGAUGACUUGCCCAUCGUCAGGCUCCCAACGUGUCUUAAAAUUAUCCAGAAAGUUGUCAACGCAUCCAUCCCUCAUGACCUUCCUAGUCUUAGGAAUCAUGAAAUAUAUGCGUUUUCUUACUACUUUGAGAGAGCAGUGGAGGUGGGCCUCAUAGAUUCCUUCGAGGGAGGAGAAGUAACGUUGGAGUCGUUUUACAAGGCUGCUGAGAGAGUAUGCCAAGAUCCAAACACGGAUCAGCCGUUCAUAUGUUUGGACUUAUCAUUUAUUUACGUUCUACUUCAUGAUGGCUUUGGACUCAAUGAUGCUACUCAGAUCACUCUGCUGAAAAAAAUUAGCGGUCACGAGCUGAGCUGGGCUUUAGGAGCAGCAUUCAAUAUGUUGGAUCUUAAUUCGUGAUAUCUUCAAGGUAUUAUUGAGAUGCCAUAUCAAAUGCAACGACACUAUUUUUCAACGUAAAAUGCCAUACAGCAAUAUACACACAUAAUAGAUAUGUAUACGUAUUAUGUGCUGUAAUUUUAACUAUGAAAAGUGUACUUUGAGCAAAAACUUUUUGUGACAUUGUUGUAGUUUUAUGCUAUUUUUAAUAUUUUUAAGUAGUGAUAAUGAUUUUACAAUACAUUGCUACGUAUACAUAUAUGAUGACUAUUUUUUAGUCACAAAGUAUCUAUAAAUAUAACUGUAUUUUCUCAUCUGUACAUCACUUGAGUGAUUUUCAUGGGUACCUUCUAUCACCUCCAUGUGGCAAAUUUUGGUCAGAACCCUGAGUAAUAUUCCCUAAUCCCACCUUUUAUUGCCCAAGUAAUUUACCUACGAUCACUGUCUCAACUUCUCCAACUAAUCUCUUGUACCCUUCUUCGAGCCUAAAUCCUAGAUUACCACCAACUCCAGCUAGCUCCGUAUGUGCUAGAGUGCUCGUGGAGCUUAAUCCUGGAUCAUCAUGUAGUGUGGAACUAGAUGCAAAGCUUAGAAAAAAAUUAUAGUAGGAAACAACUCUGACCUAACGAGUUGUUGUAUAAUAAACUUUAAUGUUGUAAUAUGAAAAAUAAUUGCUUAUGUAACUAGUGCGAAAAAUAUGAUUUCUCGCACGAGCGGCUAGAGUUGAUGGGAACAAAUUCCAGUGAGCAUACGAGUGCGUACCACUCGUAUGAUCGCAAAGCACGAGUUACCGUCGCCACCCAUAAGUAAGUGUAAUUCACACGAGUGCGGGAAAUCGUCCACGAGUUGUGUAUAUGAUUUUUUGGAAUAAAUGUAAGGAAAAAAAGUAUGAAUUUUGAAAAAAAUCUUUGCCGCACACCUUUUCUGCACACUGCGUGAUAAAAAUCUUAGCCACAGACUAAGUAGUAAAAAUUUUGUCGCACACGUUUGUUGCACACUAUUCGAGAAAAGCAUUUAAAUUAUUUUUAAUUAUGAAAAAAAAGAUUAAAAUAUAUCAUUUUUGUUUUAUCAUCACAUAUUAGACUUUUUGACUUUUGAUGCUUGCUGUACUAAUAAAAUGACAUUUAUACUUGAUAAAAAUAGUAAAAUGUAACAACUGUAAAAAGUAAAUUUAGCUUUGUCUUCGUUAAUUAUUCUUUUUUGAAAAUAGAAAAAAUUUUGUCCAAUAUUUUAUGAUACUGUAUCUGACAUAAUUAUUAAAUUUUUUCAUGCAACAUUCCAUUGUACGAAGAUUUUUUACGCUCAUAAGCACUAAUAUGCCAUAUUUUUUUAUAAAUGAUGAUGAAUGAGUUACAGAAGCCAGUAGGUACCACAACUAUCUCAUGCUUCGUAUAGAGAGUGUAAGUUGCAUGUGCUCUCAAAGUGCGACCAAAUCUAAGGUAAUUUUAAAAUUUGCCAAUACUGUUGUUGUUGUUGCUGAUAGGAUAAUUAAAAAAAAGAUGUAUUACAAAUUUGUAGAGAUAUGAAACAAUAUUAUAAGAAAAAUGGUUGGUUAUAGCAAAGAAUAAUGAAGGGCAUCAUAUAUUUUAACAUACCAUGCAUUAUUUUAGUCUUUAAUACAGAGUAUAAAAAACAAAUUUGUAUGCGUAAAGCAUGUGUAUUGUAUCAAGACAUUUGUAAAAAUGUUGUUUUAAUAAAUAAUUUAGGGAGAGUUUUUAUGUGCUAGCAAAUAAAAAGACCACGUUACAUAAAAGUACUUUUGUUUGACUUUAUGAGACGCUUAUUAUACACGUGUGGGCGCACAUCUGUCCGUUACGGUAACUAGCGAUGUUCUGACGGAGAAGAAACGAUUCUUACCAACAUAUCAAACUCGAAUGUUGAGAUUAGUUAUAGAAUUCACAUCCAAAAUUAGAGAAAAAUAAGUAAGAUUAAGUUUAUUAACAACAAUAAAGUAAAUCCAAGCAUCGAUGCCCCCUAUUACGUGGAUGUCAAUGUGGCUUUUAUAGGUUUUCUUUUCCAUCAUGGUUCAUUUCCACGUACACCGCAUCCAAGUAAAUAUUUUACAUGCAGUAUUUUAAUUGCCUGAAUCUAUAAAUUAUGUGUGAAAAAUCCACGUAGACAUCCUUUAAUAGAUAAAAAUGUUUAUU
Copidosoma floridanum is the source of this 3714-nucleotide messenger RNA. RefSeq names its product ectonucleoside triphosphate diphosphohydrolase 5. NCBI's taxonomy places the organism in Eukaryota, Metazoa, Arthropoda, Insecta, Hymenoptera, Encyrtidae. Gene Ontology annotation, molecular function: hydrolase activity. The record is from RefSeq and is a predicted model, not a curated record.